Molecule: messenger RNA, 3373 nt
Organism: Mytilus trossulus (common blue mussel)
Lineage: Eukaryota; Metazoa; Mollusca; Bivalvia; Mytilida; Mytilidae
Exons: 9
Coding region: 1-2598 (865 amino acids)
Biological process (GO): signal transduction
Molecular function (GO): protein binding
Source: RefSeq, a predicted model, not a curated record
AUGACGUUUACACAUAGAUACCAUGACGUUACAAAAAAGACAGCACUAAUGCAUAACAAAAGUAAUCUUCAACAUCUUUUAUCUGAAGAAUUAGUACCAUCGUUUGAUAGCCGAAUUUUAGUAGUAGGAGCUUAUGAAGCUGGAAAAACAACCCUAGUGGCGAAUUUAAUCGGUAAAGCCAUUCCCAGAGAGAGACAGAGUACUGAUGGAAUAGAUGUGCACUUCGCAAAAUUGUUAUUUGAUCUGAAGACGCAAAAACUUCUGCAAAACACGAAAGGUGUUCACAGUUAUCAUAAGGCAAUUUACCAAAAGGUUUCAACAUAUCUUAAAUCAAAGACAGAAGAAAGACGUUUACAAGAGUUCGACUUCAUCCCGGUGAAAACACAAUCAGAUAUACCAGAUGAUGAAAUUUUACAAAAACUUUCUGAAAGUAUGGAUAAAUUUUGCGAUUCCAACGACCUGCAAAAUCGUGAAGUUAUUCCCAUUCCGGUAUUAGAUUUUGCCGGACAGAUUAUUUACCAUGUAACUCAUCAGACCUUUAUCACCUCACAUGGAAUAUAUCUUAUCACAGUUGAUGGCAGUAGGAAUCUCGAUGAUCCUAUUAAUGAAGGAGGUGGAGAGAGGAAGAUAACAAUACUCGACAAUGUCCGACAAUGGGUUUCAUCUAUUCUGAUGUAUAGUCAUCCUGAUUGUAAAGACUAUCCAAAAGUGAUGUUUGUAGCAACACACAAAGACCUUGUCUGCCAGAAUGACAUACCAACAAGACGAUCACAAAUGUUGGAUUGUUUAUCCUCCUGCUUCAUAGAUGAGAAAUCUAAGAGCCAUCUUAUGUUGGACAAACUUUUCUUUGUUAAUGCCAUGAAUAAUAACGACCCUGAGAUGGAGGAAUUAAAGAAAAGUCUAUCGAAGACAAUAACCGAAAAUCCUCAGUGGGAACAAAAAGUACCAAAACAGUUUUUAAUUCUUGAGAUGAUGUUGGCAAUGUUAGUAGAUGAGGGGAAAUAUAUCAUCAGUCAUGAAGAUGUUGAGAAAAUAAAUACACAAAUGGGUGUGAAACCGUUGUCUGAAGCAGAGUUGGAGUUGUUUUUACGCGUUCAGAAUAUUUGCGGGAAAAUGACAUACAUUGAGUAUCCAAACCUCCGAAACUUUAUAGUUAUUAACCCAACUUGCUUAAUUGAUGUUCUGAAGUCUAUUGUAACAUCAAUGCCUGACGCAUCCAGCCUACAUCAAGGACGUAUUACCAAGGCAAGUUUGAAAAAUAUUUGGAGUUCAAAACAAUUUGUCCCUUUUCUGCAGCAUGAAGAAUAUUUCCGAACGCUUUUGGUCCACUAUGACAUCCUAUCAGAAAUGAAACGUUACGACAAAGAAAGUGGGAAAACAAUAUUUGAUGAUUGUUAUCUUGUACCUUGUAUGAUUACGAAUCGAGAUGAGAAAACCUUUGUGGAACGACAUCUUAUAACAAGCAAAUGUGUUGGGUUUGUAUUUGAAUUCAAGGCUUUGAAUGUUCCCGACGCAAUACCAAGCAGACUCAUAGCAAGCGUGAUUAGUAUCUGGAAUAUCAGACGUUAUGAGAAUGUAGAGUUGCUUUUCCCUGGCUUUGUAGCUGUUACACUGGAUAGAAAACACGAUUUAGUGGUAAGAACGGAACGCAACACAGUAGCAGUGUACAUCCUUCACAAGGAAAGAAAAGAGUUGAUAAUUAAAGAUCUUGCCUCCAGUGUACGACAAUGUUUAGAGCAGAAUCUAGGAAGGAUAUCAGAAGUGUAUUCGUUCUCAUUUACUAGUGAAAUCACAUCAAAGAAAUACGUUCCAUUUGAUAUCAAGAUGAAACAUGGAUGUCUUUCACAAGAUUGUGUAUUGGAUGCAAGUGAAAUAGACGGAACUCAGCCCGAAUGGAUAUGUGACAACCAUGGAUAUAAAACACCAAAGUCUGAACUUGAUAUUUGGUAUACUAACAGGACUGUCUUACAGUGCACAGAUUCUUGUCAAGGUAUUCUAGACGCGGUUCUAUCGAUGUUACCCAACGAUGCACAGUUGUUACGGAUUGUCAACAGCCUGACGAAGGAAGAAGUUCGUAGCUUGGCAGUCAAUCUUGGGAUCUCUAAUCCUGAAUUUGAUGCCAUUGAUACAGACUCUACGUCUAUGUUGAAGUUUUACAGUCUUCGUACUUGCAGGGAGAAAAACAAAUCAUGUAAAGAUUUCGUCAAAGCCAUGGAGGCUUCUGACAUCAAUAGACACACAAUGUGUCAGAUUCUACGACAAGCAGAAGUGCUGACUGAAUUGCCAGACAAAAUUUUGAAUCUGCCACCAAGUGAUGAGAUGUUAGAUAAAUUAAGUCUCCGCAUUGGUAAGGAAUGGAUGGUUUUGGGAUUAGAACUUGAUCUUCAAAUCGAACGUCUGGAACAGAUAGAAUAUGAAACCGUAAAAGUUCUGCGGGAAGUCAGUAGGCAGAUGCUUUAUUGUUGGAGAAAUAGAGAUGACAACGCAACAACAAAGGAACUAUUGUAUGCUUUAGCAAGAUCUGGACGAAAUCCACAACUGAUUACAGAAAUUCUAGAAAAUUGUGACAGUUAUCCGAACAUAAUUCCUGUUGAUUAACAUUUCUAGAAUCAUACUGUGACAUGUAUGAAUCAUCAGAUGAUAAAUGUUUGAUUACAUCAAAUUUCCAGUUGUUAUAAAAAGCUUGUCCUGAUGUUAGUUUGCUUAUAAAUAAGCUGUGAUUUGUAUAUUUUAACAGGUGAAAUGUUACAUUUAGUUGCUGUUCAUCAUAACUUUUUGUUAUAACUUUCGUUUUGGUAUUGAAAGAAACCCGAAAGUCUGUAUUGACCAGAUUGGACUUUUUCUAUGACAUUUUCCCACUACUUAGACGUAUUAUCAACAAAUUUUAUUAAUGUUUAAUAUGAAAAUAGGAGAUGCGGUAUAACAGACAAUAAGACACCUGGCCACCUAUGUUUAGAUAAACAUAAUGUAAGCAAAUAUAAGUUACUGUCCGUCCUUAAACUACAUUGUAUAAGAACACAAAACAAUUUACCGUAUAGUUAGCUAUGAAAGGCCCUGGCAUGACAAUAUGAAAAAAUUAAAUUAAGGAAACUAACGGCCUAAUAUUUUCUUUUUUUUUUAUCUGGUAUACCCACACAAGUACAUAAUAUUUACAUGCGAGGCCCUUGAAAAAGCUUAAUGUUGCGGUUUAGUUUAAUACUAGUUUGCUUUCCAUUUAAAAGAAUAGUACUAGUAUUAUGCAUUUAUUUCCCGUGCCUGAGGGAGAUAUGAACAUGAAUUCAACCAAAGAUAUUCAUAUUUCACGAGGGCUGUGAUUUUUCGCGGAUGAGCAAAUCUUCAUAUCUCCCGAACCCAAAGAAAAUAAAUGCUAUGG